CAGAUCAAGGAUAUAAACUCCUGAGUGUUCUCACUACAGUUUGACCAUUUCAAGGCUGGAUUUGGUUUAAAAACUUGAGGGAUUCACAGGGUGAUUGUGAUGGAGAUGACAGGAGGACAUGAUAACCUGCACCAUAUCGCUGACUCCAGUUUGAAUGAGAGCAUGUCGUUGUUAGCUCACCCAUACCAGCCCAGUGGCAUCAGGGUGACCCUGGAGAACGCUGAUCUCUGGCAGUCCUUUCACAGCAUCGGUACAGAGAUGAUUAUCACAAAACAUGGAAGGAGGAUGUUUCCACACUGCAGCGUCAGGGUAUCCGGGCUCCAGCCUUUUACCAACUACGUCAUCACGAUGGACAUUGUUCCUGUAGAUGGCUUCAAGUACAAGAUCAUCCUGCUCUCCAUGCAUCGUUACUACCCGAGGUUUCAUGUGGUCCAGGCAGAUAACCCGUACACUCUCCGCUGGGGCUCUGUGCAGAGCUUCUCAUUCCCAGAGACGGCGUUCACUGCAGUCACUGCUUACCAAAACCCAAAGAUUACCAAACUGAAAAUUGAUCACAACCCCUUCGCUAAAGGCUUCAGGGAAGGAGGCACUCAUUCUCACAGUAAGAGGUUGUCAAAUAAAAGCCCCCGUGCUAAGAGACCCACACUGGACAGGGAUGACUUGAGCAACAGCUCUCCAAGCCUGCAGAGGAUGCUCUCCACCUCUCAGUUCACACAGACUGAGGAGAGUCGGGCCUCCACACAGCAGUCACUGAAGGGAGGUCACCUUUCAGGCUCAGCUCUGGAGCCGUCUGAGAAUAUACACGUUGAGCCCCUGGUGCUGCGGGAGUACAACUGCAGCAGUGAUGAACAGAUGGUGCCUGCUUCCGUGCCAUACCAACCAUACAGGUCUGAGUAUGGUAUGCUCCCAUACCCUUCCAGAGAUCCAGACGGUGCGCAGAUCAUCCUCCACCCCCCUCCUAAUUCACGUUCUGCAGUUGAACCUUGCAUCCAACAUGGCUACUUCCACCAGUAUAACACCACAGCAGACUGGAGCCAGAGCCCUGUCCUGUCAUACACAACUUGGUAAAGAUUGAUCUUUUUUUAAGGUAGUGAAAUUGUUGGAUGAUGACUAUACGAAAGAACUAAAGGAUUGUGAUAGACAUGGAGGAAUAACUGACCUUCCACUUGUUUUAUUUCCAUUAGCUUGGAUUAUAUACAGCAGCAACUUAAAAUAGUCUGUUUUAAUGGACGAAAAAAAAAUCUGUUUAGCUUGAGGUUUUAGCUUUUGUGUU
Pundamilia nyererei is the source of this 1273-nucleotide messenger RNA. RefSeq names its product T-box transcription factor TBX2b-like. The coding region runs from base 100 to 1068 and encodes 322 amino acids. Lineage: Eukaryota; Metazoa; Chordata; Actinopteri; Cichliformes; Cichlidae. Gene Ontology annotation, biological process: cell fate specification; regulation of transcription by RNA polymerase II; positive regulation of DNA-templated transcription. Gene Ontology annotation, molecular function: RNA polymerase II cis-regulatory region sequence-specific DNA binding; DNA-binding transcription factor activity, RNA polymerase II-specific. The transcript has 8 exons. Gene Ontology annotation, cellular component: chromatin; nucleus. The record is from RefSeq and is a predicted model, not a curated record.